Molecule: messenger RNA, 723 nt
Organism: Talaromyces marneffei
Lineage: Eukaryota; Fungi; Ascomycota; Eurotiomycetes; Eurotiales; Trichocomaceae
Exons: 1
Coding region: 1-723 (240 amino acids)
Molecular function (GO): catalytic activity
Source: RefSeq, a predicted model, not a curated record
AUGACAACCUUCGCCGCCGCUCCAACUCCCACUCCCUCCGGAUCAAGCCAUCUCAAAUACCUCCGCGAAUGCCUCAAACUCGCCGAAAACUCCCCUCCACGCCCAACAAACUUCCGCGUAGGAGCGAUAUUAAUCCUCCGCCAUGACACCCCCGACGACACCUCCGAUGAUGACAAAAUUCUCUCUACAGGCUACACAAUGGAAUUGCCCGGCAACACCCACGCCGAACAAUGCUGUCUCCAAAACUAUGCCGCGGCGCACGGAGUCUACGAAGAAUCAGUAGCAGACGCCUUCCCACCGGCAGCAGAACGAAACGGGCGCAAGAUUUUACUCUACGUGACCAUGGAGCCUUGCGGAGUCCGUCUAAGCGGGAAUAGGCCCUGUGUGCAUCGCAUAAUUCAGACACGAAAGAGCUCAAACGAUAGCAAUAACAACAACGGGAUAGAUAAAGUCUACUUCGGGGUAAAAGAGCCCGGCACAUUCGUCGGCGAGUCGCAGGGGUGUAAGAUGUUGACUGAAGCCGGUGUACAAUGGGAGUUCGUGGGUGGAUUGGAGAAUGAGAUUCUGGCUGUUGCGACGGCGGGGCAUGAGAAGGGAAAUAAGAAGCAGGCAGCCGAUGAGCGGGGGACGAAUAUUGAGGCUAUUUCGCAGGAGGAGAGGGAGAGGCAGGAUAAGCUGCCUAGGAAUCCGAAGAAGAGGAUGAUGGAGACUAGUUUACAGUAA